CUGAGAGAGAAAGAGAGAGAGAGAGAGAGAGAGAGAGAGAGGAUGAGGCGUGGUUACAGCAGCAGCAACGGUGUGCUGGUGUGGCUAGUGCUUUGGUGGUCAUGCAGUGCAGCACCUCGGGUUCAGGCUCAGCAAGCAGCAAGAACUGAUCCAAUCGAAGUGGCGGCGCUGAACACAAUCCUGGGGAGAUGGGGCAAGAACGCGUCGCGGUGGCCGGCGUGGAACAUCAGCGGCGAGCCCUGCAGCGGCGCCGCCGUCGACAACACCGAGAUCGACGGCAACAACUACUUCAACCCGAGCAUCAAGUGCGACUGCUCCUUCAACAACAACACCGUCUGCCACAUCACCAAGCUGAAGGUAUACGCGUUGAACGUUGUCGGUCAGAUACCUUCAGAACUGCAGAACCUCACCUACCUAAUUUACCUGAACCUGGAUCAAAAUUACUUGACAGGUCCCAUUCCAUCAUUCAUUGGGCAAUUUACUGCAAUGCAACACUUGAGCCUGGGGUUCAAUCCACUCUCUGGACCACUUCCAAAGGAACUUGGGAAUCUCAUGAAUCUCAACUUGCUAUGGUGUUUCAUAUGUUCGAGUGAGAUCCAAAUGGUGAAUAUUGGAGGCAUUAGUCUGGACAAUUUUAGUGGUGAACUUCCUGAAGAACUUGGAAACCUGUCCAAACUUGAGCACUUGUACAUUGAUAGUUCUGGCUUCAGCGGUCCAUUCCCUUCGACGUUCUCAAAGCUUAAGAAGCUGAAGACCCUGCGGGCAUCGGAUAAUGAUUUCACAGGGAAAAUACCUGAUUAUUUUGGGAGUUUGACUGAUUUGGAAGAUCUGGCCUUCCAAGGAAAUUCUUUUGAAGGCCCGAUCCCAGAAAGUUUGUCUAAUCUAACCAAGUUAACAAACUUAUGGAUCGGUGAUAUUGUAGAUGGGAGCUCUUCAUUGGCCUUCAUCAGUAAUCUGACAUCUUUGAGUAUACUGAUAUUAAGGAACUGCAAGGUAUCUGGUAAUCUUGGAACAGCAGAUUUUUCUAAGCUUGCAGGAUUAAUCUUGCUGGACUUGAGUUUUAAUAAUAUCACAGGCCAAGUACCUCAAUCAAUCCUGACUCUGGACAACCUUGAAUUCCUGUUUCUCGGGAACAAUAGCCUAACAGGAAGGCUGCCAGAUGUGAAAAGCGCUUCAUUAAAAAAAUUAGAUUUUUCAUACAACCAGCUCACUGGAAGCUUUCCUUCUUGGGCUACUGAGAACAAUUUGCAACUGAAUCUGGUGGCAAACAACUUCUCUCUUGGUAGCGCCAACAACAGUAUUCUACCUUCAGGACUAAACUGCCUCCAGCAGGACACUCCUUGUUUCCUUGGUUCUCCACGAUAUUAUUCCUUUGCGGUAGACUGCGGCAGUAAUAGAUCUAUGACAGGGUCAGAUAAUACUCUGUACGAUGUAGAUCCUACAGACCUUGGGGCGGCAUCAUAUUAUGUUACCGGUGAAACAAGAUGGGGUGUCAGCAAUGUAGGAAAAUUCAACCAGGCCCCAAAUGGAAGUAACAUACUAAUAUACUCGUACAGCUCCAAGCAGCAGUUUCAGAAUGCAGCGGAUUCAGAACUGUUCCAAACUGCAAGGAUGUCACCGUCAUCGCUGAGAUACUAUGGCCUUGGACUUGAGAAUGGAAAUUACACUGUUGUGCUUCAGUUUGCAGAAACUGCUUAUCCCGACACGCAGACUUGGCAAAGCUUAGGAAGGAGAGUUUUUGACAUAUAUGUCCAGGGUUCUCUGAAAGAAAAGAACUUCAAUAUAAGGAAGACGGCUGGUGGAAAUUCUUUUACUGCAGUUAAGAAGAGUUACACGGCAACUGUGUCCAAAAACUUCCUUGAGAUCCAUCUCUUCUGGGCUGGCAAGGGCACUUGUUGCAUUCCUACUCAAGGUUACUAUGGGCCGAUGAUCUCAGCAUUAAGCGUCACUCCAAAUUUUACUCCAACCGUGCGAAAUGGUGUUCCAAAAAAGAAAAGCAAAGCUGGUGCAAUUUCUGGAAUUGUGAUUGGUGCAUCAGUUUUAGGAUUAACAGCCUUAUUUAUGAUAUUUAUGUUCACAAAAAAGAGAAGAAGACGGGCACGACAGCAACAAGAUUUGUAUGACCUAAUUGGACGGCCUGAUGUCUUUGGUUACGCUGAACUCAAAUUAGCUACAGACAAUUUCAGCUCUCAAAACAUUCUUGGAGAAGGCGGAUACGGGCCUGUCUAUAAGGGUAAGCUAACUGAUGGAAGAGUGAUAGCUGUGAAGCAACUUUCUCAAUCAUCUCAUCAGGGGAAAAGCCAGUUCGUGGCAGAGGUGGCAGCAAUUUCAGCCGUGCAACACAGGAACCUUGUGAAACUGCAUGGAUGCUGCAUUGACGGUAACACACAUUUGUUGGUUUAUGAGUACCUUGAAAAUGGAAGCCUAGAUCGAGCUCUCUUCGGACAUAGUAGCUUGAAACUAGACUGGCCAACACGCUUUGAGAUCAUUUUAGGCAUUGCCAGAGGCCUAACUUAUCUUCAUGAGGAGUCCAGCACUCGCAUCGUGCAUAGGGACAUCAAAGCCAGCAAUAUCCUACUUGACGCCGAUCUCACCCCCAAGGUCUCUGACUUUGGACUCGCUAAGCUCUACGAUGAGAAGAAAUCCCAUGUCAGCACGACGAAAAUUGCUGGCACAUUUGGCUAUCUGGCUCCUGAGUAUGCAAUGUUAGGCCAUCUGACUGAAAAGGCCGACGUUUUCGCAUUCGGGGUGGUCACCCUGGAGGCAGUCUCUGGUCGAUCCAACACUGACAACUCCCUCGAAGAAAGCAAGAUCUAUCUUUUUGAGUGGGCCUGGGGCCUAUAUGAAAGGGAGCAACCACUCGGAAUCGUGGACCCGAGACUUGAGGAAUUCAACGCCGAGGAAGCCUUCAGAGUCAUCCGUGUCGCACUCCUCUGCAUGCAGGGCUCACCGCACCAGCGACCGUCGAUGUCGAGGGUCGUGGCAAUGCUUACCGGAAAAGCUGAGGUGGCUGACGUGGUGGCGAAGCCAAGCUACAUCACUGAAUGGCAGCUGGGCGGGAACAGUAGCUGCACCACGAGCAGCAACUGGGGGUCUACCACCGCUGAGUUCAGGAGGCAGAAAGAGAUCGACCCUCUCACCCAAUCACCAACGAUCAUCGGAGCAAGUCACGAGGGAAGGUGAAAACAGAGAUGAUCACUACUGCAGGUGAUCGGUUUGAAGUGAACAUUUUGGACACUAUUCGUACUUACGUAAUGUUAAUGUGAGUUGGAGCAAACAUACGGAAUUUCUCGUUCUGAAUUGUGUCAGGUCGAAAAAGUAUUACUCCUUGUAUUUUGUAAAUGGUGGACAGUUGUAUGCUAUGCAUUUAG
This is a messenger RNA of Phragmites australis (common reed), 3371 nucleotides long. RefSeq names its product probable LRR receptor-like serine/threonine-protein kinase At1g56130. The coding region runs from base 43 to 3183 and encodes 1046 amino acids. Gene Ontology annotation, biological process: protein phosphorylation. The record is from RefSeq and is a predicted model, not a curated record. NCBI's taxonomy places the organism in Eukaryota, Viridiplantae, Streptophyta, Magnoliopsida, Poales, Poaceae. Gene Ontology annotation, molecular function: protein binding; ATP binding; protein kinase activity. The transcript has 25 exons.